Molecule: messenger RNA, 1464 nt
Organism: Oldenlandia corymbosa var. corymbosa
Lineage: Eukaryota; Viridiplantae; Streptophyta; Magnoliopsida; Gentianales; Rubiaceae
Source: the annotation of a GenBank genome assembly
AUGGCGUUCUCUCUACUAAUUCCCCUCCUAAUUUUCCAAUUUCUUCACAACAAGAACACAAAACCAUCAAGAAAACCUAAUCCACUAGGCCCUACUGGGCUUCCAUUCGUUGGAAACUUGCUUCAAAUUGAUACUUCAUGCAUGCAUGAAUACUUAUGGGAACUUGCAAACAAAUACGGUCUUUUAAUGUCCAUGAAGCUUGGCUCUAGACCUUUAGUUGUGAUUUCGUCACCAAGAUUGGCCGUAGAAGUGCUGAAAAACCGAGAUUUAGUGUUUAGUGGCCGGCCUAAAAUGAAAGGGCAGCAGAAGAUGAGCUAUAAUGGCUUGGAUAUUGCCUUAGCGCCAUACAGCCAAGAAUGGAGAGAAAUGAGAAAAAUAUGCAUUCUUCAUCUCCUGAGUGUCAAAAGAGUUCAGCAGUUUCGUCCAAUUCGCGAAGAUGAUGUUUCGCAAAUGAUCUCUAGAAUUGUGAAAGAUGCAACGCAGUCUAAAGUUACAAACUUGAGCGAGACGAUGAUUUCAGUCACGAGCACAAUGAUAGGCAGGAUUGCUUUUGGGAAGAGGUUGGAUGAAGACGGCCAUGAACAACGGAAGUUUGAGGAACUUGUGCAUGAAGUUCAUGCAAUGUUUCUGGGAUUUUUCUUUUCGGAUUACUUCCCUUCUUUGGGUUGGAUGGAUAAAAUCACUGGAAUCAAUCAUCGACUAGAGAGGAUUUUUGAAAAGUUUGAUUCAUUUUAUCAAGAACUCAUCAAUGAACAUCUUGAUCCAGAUAGACCUGAAUCCAUGAAUGAUGAUAUUAUUGAUCUCAUGCUUCAACUACAAAAGGACAAAUCAACUUCAUUUGACAUCACAAUGGAUCACAUCAAAGCUUUCCUCAUGAAUGUAUUCCUUGGUGGAACAGACUCUAGUGGAAUUGUAGUCACUUGGGCAAUGACUGCACUGAUUAAGAACCCCAGUGUCAUGAAGAGGUUGCAAGGAGAAAUCAGACAAACAAUGGGAAACAAAGAGAUAUUAGAUGAAGAUGAAGUUGAAAAGCUUCCUUUCCUCAAAGCAACUGUAAAGGAAACCCUAAGGUUGUACCCGGUUGCGCCGCUUCUAAUGCCUAGAGAAACACUCGAAAAAUGCAAGGUAGAUGGAUACGAAAUUCAACCCACUUGGGGCAUCGGAAGAGAUCCCGAGAUAUGGGAAAAUGCAGAUGAGUUCCGGCCUGAUAGAUUUCUGAAUUCCGAUAUAGAUACCAAAGGGCAAGAUUAUCGAUACCUCCCAUUUGGAUCGGGAAGAAGAGGUUGUCCUGGAGACUACAUGGGACUAAUAACAACACAUCUUUUACUCGCCAAUCUCUUGCACUCGUUUGAUUGGGAAUUACCACCUGGGAUACAUAAAGAUGAUGUCGAAACCCAAAGCUUGCCUGGUUUUGCAAUGAACAAAAAAAAUGCUCUGAAACUUUUAGCCAAAAUCCCCGGUUAG